UUACAGGUUCCCAAGAUACAUUGGGAUCUGUCCACAAAGAGGAUUCUGACCAUGGAGUUUGCUGAGGGGGGGCAGGUAAACGACAGGGAAUACAUGAAGAAACACGGCAUCGAUGUCAACGAGAUCUCAGAGAACCUGGGCAAGAUCUAUAGUGAAAUGAUAUUUGUCCGUGGCUUUGUUCACUGUGACCCGCACCCGGGCAACGUCUUGGUCCGAAAGUGUCCUAAGAGCAAGAAGACCGAGAUCACCCUGCUUGAUCACGGUCUUUAUCAGGUCCUGGAGCCAGACUUCAGGUUGGACUACUGUCGGUUGUGGCAGGCUCUGAUUAGAGGGGACAUGUCGGGGGUGGAGCGUUACAGCCGCAGACUGGGGGCUGGAGAUCUAUUUGCGCUAUUCGCCUGCGUGCUCACUGCUCGAUCCUGGACCGCUGUGAACGCUGGCAUCAGCUCUGUGCCUGUCACACACUCUGAGGUAGGCCUACUGUAUGAGCUCCAACAGACGGAUA
Molecule: messenger RNA, 505 nt
Organism: Notothenia coriiceps (black rockcod)
Lineage: Eukaryota; Metazoa; Chordata; Actinopteri; Perciformes; Nototheniidae
Exons: 3
Biological process (GO): mitochondrion organization; lipid homeostasis
Cellular component (GO): mitochondrial inner membrane
Source: RefSeq, a predicted model, not a curated record